AUGGCUGCUGGUAGAAUCCAAUUUGCUGUUUCUACUCCCUGCAAUACUAAGGGUAAACCGUCGGGGUAUAGACUGUUUGAAUUUAAGAAUAACCAACUAGCCCUAAUACCAUCAGAAAGGGGUUGCACAAAAGUAGAUGUGAAUGCGAAUAUACAAGCUUUUUGUUAUUUAAGGCCUAAUGGUAGAGAUACAUCAACAUCUCCCGAUACAACCAAUAUUUUGGAUUCAUGUGACUACAUGGUACUAGCGAAGUCCAACGGAUUCAUCGAGAUUAUAAGCAAUUAUCAAUACAAGAUAAAAAAUGGCCUGCGAUUAGCGCCCUCUUAUAUUCUUAGAUGUACCCCAGAAGAUUUCGAAUCCAAUUUUUUUAGUGACUAUAUGAUUGCCGGUCUUGAGUAUAGCCAAGGUUUGUUAUAUUGUUGUAUGUGCUCCGGUAGAAUAUACGUCUUUGCAAUGAACCUUCCAAUUGAUUAUGUUCAGUUCAAAAACAUGUACAACCCCAUGUUUUCAGAUUCCUUCUUCAAAGUUCACCAUGAUAGCAACAUAACGCAUUCAUCUGAGGAGGAAAAAAUCUUUGAUAGUAGUACGCGGUACACUGGAAGAUCAUGGUCCAAACACAUUUGCUACUUUCUUUUACCUAUAGAACCAUCUCAUUUAAGAUCAUCGCCUGUAGUAUCUUCGUUUUGCAAUAUGUAUCAAGGUCUGCCCAUAUAUAGGCCUUCAAUGUAUUUACACAUAGAGCGAGGUAUCUCCACAUUUCAUAUAAAUCCGUUGGACCGGUUUUGUUUCAUGACUGUAUCACCACGAUCACCGCUGUUUAUAAGAAAAAUAAUACUACCAUUAACUUAUGUCACAUUUUUGAACACUUUCAUUAAUCUGAAGAACAAUAUACAAGAAGAAAAAAGUGAUGAAAUACUUUCGUGGGACAACGUAGCUCAACGGAAUGGAUUCGGUUCUUUGUUCAGUUGGAUUAGUAACAAAUUUACAUUUGAUGCUGACAUUAUCAACUCGACUAUUUGGGAUGACAUUGUAAAAUACUCCGGAACAGGUAUGUUGGACUCAGGAAUCGUAUGGAAGCAACGUCAAGGUCAUGCCAAAGAUGACAUAUACGAACUAUUUCAUACCCAGGACAUGCUGGGAAAUAGUCGUCGGAAUUCCUCGUUCAGUGCUUCUAGUAACGAGCCAAGACCAUUGAGUAGAAGAAGGAGAGAAUCCUUUCAAGGCUUGACUAGGGACGCUUUCAGAGAGACAAUCGAUGUCCCAUGUUCAACCAAGUGGGAAUUAGAUUCAUUUAUCCGGGGUUUAAGAAGGAAUACAUUUAUGGUAGAUUUUGAAAUUGUAGAAAAGAUCCCUCACAGAAGCGGGAAUGAUGGGACGAAUGAGGAUGAUAAUAAUACGGAUGAAAGUGAUGAAACAAUGACUUCUUUUCUAACCGAUAACUACAAGAAAAUGGACAUUGUGUGCAUCGAUCAUUUUGUUACACUGAGUGCGUUUCGUCCCCGAUAUUACGAUGAGCCAAUAAUCAAAAUCGAUUCACUAUCGAAUAAAAAUGGUUAUGAAAAUGUCACUAAUGAAAAAGGAGGGGCGGAAACCCAAACUGAUGGGCAAAUAAUAGACGAUGAAACUGCUCAAUUCAAGAAGGCGUUGGGAGAUUUAUGUUCAUUCAAGAAGUUAUUCAUGGUGGAUGACUCCUUAUGUCUCAUACUGGACACACAUGGGGUUUUGCUAAUAAAUAGGUUUGAGAUCAAAAACACCAAGAAUUUAUUGAAAAAUUCCAAGGAUACAAUCCGAAUAAUACCACAUGAUUUCGGAUUGAUUAAUGAUACAAUUGUGAUAAUCAAUAACAUAGACGUGGAUACAAAAAAUGUCUGUAGCCUCGCCUUUCAUUUGGUAGUAACAUCAAUGGCAGGAGAGAUAACUGUUUUUAAGGGGGAAUUUUUCAAUGGCUCCAGAUUGGGGAGAAUAAAACUGUGUGAUUCACUGAAGUUAAAUAGAAAAGAUCGCUUUGUAGACAAACUUGCUUUGAUUGAUUAUGAUGGUUUCAACACACCAAAAAGACGGUUGGACUACAAUGAAAACGAUCUUUAUUCAUUUAUUGUAAAAAAGGUGAAAAAAGACUAG
Molecule: messenger RNA, 2121 nt
Organism: Saccharomyces mikatae IFO 1815
Lineage: Eukaryota; Fungi; Ascomycota; Saccharomycetes; Saccharomycetales; Saccharomycetaceae
Gene: GID12
Product: Gid12p
Exons: 1
Coding region: 1-2121 (706 amino acids)
Source: RefSeq, a predicted model, not a curated record